Molecule: messenger RNA, 4228 nt
Organism: Stylophora pistillata
Lineage: Eukaryota; Metazoa; Cnidaria; Anthozoa; Scleractinia; Pocilloporidae
Product: polyadenylate-binding protein-interacting protein 1
Biological process (GO): regulation of translational initiation
Molecular function (GO): translation activator activity; RNA binding; protein binding
Source: RefSeq, a predicted model, not a curated record
GUGCAGUGAUAAUGGACUGAAGGAGGGCACGACAGAGAUAUUAAAGAACAACGACCUGGACAGCCAGGAUGCCUUUAAGUUAGUUCAUGCAGAGGAUGUAGGAGCACUGGACUUAACCCUCGGGCAGAGGAAACUAUUCAUGCAGGCCUUAAACUUGCUGAACAGCAACGACCAAGACCACAAGACGGAGGUGAAGCAUUUGAGUGAGAGCACCCCAGUAACUACCAAAUCACUAGCCAAUGAUAGUGGCUUGGAAGACCUGCUUAAAAAGAUCAGCGGAAUCUCAAUGGAUGACCCACUUCUAAAGCUCGGAGCCACAGAGCAGCCAUUGUCCAUGCCCCUCGAGAGGGUUGACAACAACCCGCAAGUGUUCUUAGAAACUUAACACCAAGCGCAGUCCAAGAAAGAAGGUGAGACAAAACCUUUGCUUAUUCCUGACUUUAUAAGUACUACGACUUACGAUGGAUCCGUUAAGGAUGAGCAAGAAAUUGGUGGGUCUGCUGGUGCACGAAUUGUCCUACGUGCUCCUAGAAGUAAACCAAAAUUGGAAAACAUUUCACUGUCCAUGUGGGUUGCCGCAAAUGCGAGAAUUAUGCACAAGCUAUCAAACAAAGGAAAGCUUUCAGGCCCGUCCCAGAUUGCCAAUUAUCUCUCAUACACUGUGAAAGUAGCAGAACUGCUCGAGUCUCACACUUUUACCUCUGUUGUCAUCUAUGACAACAAAUAUUGAAAACUUCAGCACCAGUACGGAUUUCGCUGGGGCAGUGAUUCACAGCAUCUUCAUAUGCGGUUCCUUGUCAAAUGUCGCGCACUGACUCAAUCCAACCAAGCUCUGGCUUGGCCUUAUGCCGACUCGCGCUCCAAUUCCGGCCGCCAGCCACAAUUUGUCCGGCCAAUCUGCCACCAAUUUAACUCCUUGUCGGGCUGUAAUUGGCCUCAAUGCCGCUGUCAACACGUCUGCCUCGUGGCAAAUUGCUCUCAGCUCCACCCUCAACACGAACAUCCACCCACGAUGUCAAAUCGACGCACAUGACUCGGACCCCACCCAUGUUUACACCCAUCUUCGUUAAACAAUAACAUUGACGUCUGGACAGAACAUUUGACUAAUGAUAUUGACCAUGACUAUCUGCUGAAAGGACUAACAGAUGGCUUUCAUAUCAUAUCACCUGACUCUGAACUACGACACGCAGAAAUGACCAAUUACAAAUCGGCUACGGGACAUGAUAUUCUCGCCAAAGUUGAAAACGCACUACGCAACGAAAUACAGCAUGGAAACUACAUAAUAACAACUGAAAAACUGACCAUAGUAAGCGGGUUGGGGGCGAUACUCAAAACCGGACAGCAACAACGUCCGCCAAGCGUCUCCAUGGCAAUGUUGUUUGGUAAAAGCUCCCUAUCACCCCAAACAUUUUACAUAAACUCCAUGGAGAGCUUGUCCUCACUAACUAGUUCGAUGCGACAUUUUGGGCUGCUUGUAUCAGCGCCUUUUUCUCUUUCUUUCACAAGUCUAAUCUCCUCAUCCCACUGGCGAGCUCAUUUGACCCCCUAAAACACUUGCGCAUGUGCGAUAUUUGCGUUUACAACUGGGGCCUGCUGCUCUUAGUGCGCUGGUGGAAAACAAUCCAGUAUCGCAAUUGCACCCUGUUGGUACCUGUUCCGAGGAUAGAACACUCUAAACUCUGCCCGCAUAAAGCAAUUGUAAAUGCCUUUAAAUUGGUAGGUGCACAUGACUCUGCUUUGCUUCGAGAGGGCCCUGCUUUUGUGUACACAUCCGGGGGCCAUGUUAAACCUCUAACUUACACUACGUUUACUACGGCAAUGCGGAUUUGACGGAACCCUGUACUCUGGCCACUCUUUUCGUCAUAGAGGAGCCACCUUUGCGCUGCACUGUGGUUUCCCUGGGCACUAUAUUAAGCUUCAAGGAGAUUGGCUUUCUAAUGCCUACGAACAUUACCUCGAUACUACUCUGCUGUACAAGUUUAUGGCCAUCAACUUGAUAAGCAAAUCUAUCCCUUACUGACUUUCUCACCGACUCUUUUGGGGUUUUUGGGGAGCAUCACGUAUGGUCUUAGGCAAUAAAGACCCAGUUACCCCCAAUUGAGUUGGUGUGUAUUUAGUGGGUGAUAGACUUGUUUAUCACAAUUAAUACCGCAGCGGAAAAUCUACGCCAUGCCCAGCGGGUAUGAGCAAACAGUUGGCAUAUUUGUCAGCAUUCUCUUUGCAAUCAGCCAGCGAUUAAUGUUGUUUGUACUUAGUGCAAUCUGUAAAAUUUUUUUUUCUUCUAUUUAUUUCUAUGGGGAGCAUCGCAUAUGGUCUCAGGCAAUAAAGACCCAGUUACCCUCAAUUGAGUUGGUACCACUCGUGUUGAUUUGUCAGUACCUCGCAGUGAGAAGGGUGCAGAAGAUGCUACCUCUCCCAUGACUGUAAACCAAGAAACUGAUGAGAAACCUGUUGAAGGUGUUUCUCCUGUUCCUUUGCCACUAGACGCUGGAAAAGAUAAAGGUGAUACCACUACUGAGUUAUCAGUUGGUAAUGAAUCUGGGGAAAAACCUGCUUGCGAGGCAGAAAAAAUGGAUAAACCAUUGGAUGAGAAAGAGCAAGAAUGUAAAUUGCCAAAAGAGAGCAACUUUCUUUCUUCUAAAACAACAAAAGAAACUGCUAAAACUGAAGAUAGCAAAAAUGAGAGUGAUCAGAAAGAGCAAACUGUUACAAAUCACAAUGAAACAUCCCUAAGAGAGCCUACAAGCAAAAUUACAAAUCUAUCACCAUUUGCAAGAGAAUUUGUCCCUAAGGCUUCCCUUAAUCCUGCGUCUGUAGUCGAAGCCCCUGAAUUUGUACCUGCUACAGUUCCACAACAACCUGAAAGACCACCUCUAUUGCAAAGGAGAAAUGACAUACCUGAAAAUGAACUGAUGAACUGUGUUAAAGAUGUUCUUUUUGGACUAACUCAGAGUCCUGGCGAGUUAGAUUAUUAUUAUGAAACUUUAGUUGAUAAGAUAAAGAAAAGUCUUGGUACGCUGACUUCUUUGAAGGAGGUGGUAGAUCUCAUCUUUGAAUAUUCAAUAACAGAGCCCAACUUCCAGUAUAUAGCAGCUAAACUAUGCAACUUGUUAUCAAUGGAGGAAGCCAUUUUCUUGGAAAAUGGCGAAAGGUUCAGGAGUGUUUUCAUGAACAGAUGUAGGGAUGAACAUACAAUCAGAGAGGAAGCUAUAAAAAAUCCACAAACUUUGGUACAAUUGCUUGGAUUUGCAAUGUUUGAGGCUGAGCUCUUUUGCAACUACAGGCCCCUAGGUGAGAGUGAACCUUUGAAGGUAUUUCACAGAGGAUUAUUAGAAAUGUUGUCCACCCUUUUGCAAAACCAUACAGAGGAAUGCCUAACAUGCAUUGGCAAAAUAUUGAAGAUGACAGGAUAUCUUCUCGAUGACCCCAGAUUUAAGGAAAUUGACAAAGAAAGAAAGCAAAAAGUCGAUAAAGUUUUCUCCGAUGUUGAAGAGCUUCUAAAAGAAUCCACACUGUCAGAAAGUGCAAAGAGGUUACUCUCUCAAGUUAUAAAGCUACGGGCAUCCAAAUGGACCUCCAGUCCAGCUCCAGUAGCAGCUGGAACAUCAUUUGACUUCCCCCCUGACAAUGGAUACUCUUUUUCUGACUAUGGUCUUGGCCUGGAUGAUUUGACAAUCGAUGAUUAUUUAACACCAGUGACAAAUCCAGAGCAAUGGAGUGAGUACUUUGAUGAUGGAGAAGAUGAUACAGAGCAGCAAGAAGCUUACAGGUACUACUUUCCUGAAAACUUUGAGGGUGAUUUCAGUCAUGAAGAUGGUGGUUUUUACCUUGAAGAUGAUCCAGAAUUUGAUGACGAAAUUGACCAAGAAUAUGAAAAGUUCUUACAAGAGCAAGGAGAAUUUCAAUAAAUUAUUUAAUAAAAUAGAUAGCUGUUCUUUGUUAGCUUUGAGGUAACUGUUCUGUACUUUGAGUUAGAGUUUUUAUCACAUGAGGGAUAUUUGCACUGUGAUAAUUUAUUGAUUGACAAGUUGCAUGUACUUGAUCAAUAAUCUCAACUGACAUCUGAAACUGUAUUUUUCAUAGCAUUCUAAUGGGCAGCAGUAUAUUGAUGUACCGCAUGAUACAUGAACUCUUGUAUUUCUCAAUAUAAGAGUCUUUUUAACUCUUUGAUCUCCAAGAGUGACCAGCGUCUAAUUUCUCCUAUCAGUAUCACCCAUCAAUCAAACAU